GCGCGGCCUAACGUGUGCUGAGUGACUUUCCCGUUCGCAUAAAAAACCGCGGGAAACUUCUAGAAAUCUUGCACAUUUCGACGCGAUAACGAUAGUUUGUAAACAGUUAUGUGUUCAAAAAACGGUUAAGGAAAUUUCGAACUUGGAACGUUUGGUAAAAUUUACGAAUAUAGUGCGCGUGAGUUUUCCUCGGGCGUCUCGCUUCCUGCUACCCUUCUUUCCUCUUCUGACUUAGCUUUUCGAGUUCCUUUAAUUUUUACUGCGAAAGUUUAAUAUUUGCAUCAGUGCAGUGAAAACCAGUGUCAAUAACCGAGUGAAUAGUAAAGCGGUUGUACAGUUGAUUGUCGUUGGUAUACUAUGGGUAUAAUCUGGAGGUCCACAAUGCCAUUGUUGAGCACGCUGGCGGCCUUGGUGAUCAUCGUGCACUCCGCGGAGGAGGAGAUGAACCGAGGGCACAGGAGGGACCUGCGCCCUAGAGCCGUGGACACGGACAGUUAUGAACAGCCUUGGAAGGCGAUAGACCACCCACCACCCCAACCACCAGAAACAGUGCACCAGCCAACCCGCGCUGAAGGCUGGAUCGAAUCUCUCGAGUUCUUAAGGUCGGUAGAAGAGGUGCCGCCACGGCGCAGACCUGUUCGGAAACGGAAACGCCGGCCGCUGCCUUAUCCAGACACGGAACCGCUCGAAAGGCACCAAGAAAACAUACAAGCCGCGCUAACUGAGUUCCACGAUCAAACAAUUGAUGUCCCGAAGAGAAGACGCAAAAGACCAGCUCACAUCAACUCCCACUUCACAGAAACACCAGCACUAGCCGACGAUAAGCCGCUACGAAGAAAGGGCUUAAGAAAGAAACGUCCUGACUACGAUGAACAGUUAGCUGAACCCAGUCAAGAUGAUUUUGACUUUGAGACAGUCGAUACCAAACACGGUCAUGCUCAACCAUAUUCUAAAUAUAAGCAAUUCGAUUACGACUAUUUACACGCAGAACAUGAGACGGAUCUCCGUCUCCCACAAACAAAAGCACGCUUAGAAAUGAAUGUGACUGAUCGACCUUCCAAUGUGAGAAAUGAAUAUGAAACGUAUUAUAAUAGGCCAAACGGUUCUAAAAAAAAAAACCAACAUAGUAUUGGAGCACCUGUAUCUAUAUCAUCAGUCGAAGAUUAUCUUGAUGUACAUACAAGAGAACACAGUACAGAAAAUGCUACAUCUAAUCCAGAAAAUAAUUCAGGCGUUGCGAUAAACAGACCAAAGGAAAGUGAAGCGAUUGACCCGAUUAUGCUGAAACAAAUUUUGAAGAGAUCAAAUGGAUCUAGUUUGAGCGAAUUGUUGCAACGACACAAUUUGUCACUGACAGAUUUGUUGCAAGGCAGAAAUGAAGCAAUCUCAGCACUAAAUGAUGGCACUACAGACGAGCCUCAACAGUCUACUGAUAUUUCGUUGGAAAGUAGUUCCAAUCUCGAUGAAGAAGAAACCAAAUAUCCUACAAGAAGACAAACAUCGUCAAAUGAAAAAAUUGCACCGACAGAGUCAAGUUCAGAAGAAGAUACAAAGGGACAUAAAAGUAAUGGAAACACUGAAAAUGAUGAAACAGUUGCUAGUAAGGACGCAACUGAAACAAAAGAACAAGAAUCAAAGCCAAGAAUUAGUACCAAACGACGUUUUCCUACCGGUAUUCGCAGAAAGCUAAGAAUGAGGCCAACAUUAAAUAGUACCCUUAAAGCUCAGUUAAGCAGAGAUUUAAUAGCCUUAAGUGCAAGAAAGUACUCAAAUAAUAACAAGAACGUUACUAAAUCUAGAGAAUGGAAAGAUAUAGUUCCUAUGAUGCCUGACCGAAGUAAUUCUGAUAAUAAUGAAGACAAUAAUGACGAACUUACGGAAACCAUACCAACAACUACGGAUGGUCCUGUUGAUACAACGACAUCUAGUUUGAAGAUUUCUAAUUCAUCCUAUUCACUUUCUGGCGGAAAAAACGUUGGCAACGUGAAGGAUAACGAAGUUGAAACCGUCGCAACAACUACCACAGAAGCAACUACAACAAUUACCAUAGAAGUUAUGCCUGACGAAAUAAUGAGCGAAAUCGAAAAACCAAAGAGUACACCAAUCAUGAGGCCUACUGCCAACAACUCAACGCUCAGACGCCAAGCGUUCAACAACAGAUUAAAACGAAAACGUCUCAAACAAAAAAGUUCUACAACAGAAAAUCCGUCGGACGAUUUGAUGAGGAAUUUCCUUGGAAUAGCGAAUUUGGUAUCAGCUUCACAAUUUAUAGAAAGGACUCAGAAACCACAUACGACUCUCAAAAUGGAUAAUACGGAGUUUGCGACGGAAUUAGAAGAUUUCCUGACAACAGAGACGCCGCCGGCAACUGUUGAAGGCGGAGUAAAAUCUACUUCGAGAUUUACGACUUCAACCACGCCUAGAAUUCUCGCACAGACAAGUAGUACAAGCAUUACGGAACCAACAGCGAAAUUUGAAAUUCAGGAAAUAUUAAAUGAUAAAAUGACCAAAGAAAGACUAGCAAAAAUACUACGAGAGCGAAACAUGACUCUAAACGAGUUAGUGAAUCAUAGAGAGCGAGGCUCAAGCCACGUGCACCUAGCCGACAUAUUCCACAACGCCUCCAAAGAACCCAACCCUCCUGAACCAUUCUUAACAAAAUCUUCUAUUGAACCUAUAUCGAAGGAAACGUAUCCACUGCGCGCCAUCUUAGAAGCCAACACUUACGAGACAACAACUAGAUCAGUAUCGUCGCAGGCAGAACAAAAGAAUAUACAAAUUCCAGUGGUUAUGAACUUUGGGAAUAAUGUCAAUGAAAAUGGAGAAAGCAUGGGUAUCAUAUCGUUAUUCAACAAAAUAGCUGAAAAUGAAGAAACUAUAGAUAACACUGAAAUAAGAAAGGAUUCAGACGGAACGCCGUACGUAAGCUCGAUUAUUAGUGUGAAUGCCACGAACGCUAACGAUACAAAUAGGGAAAGCAGGGCUAUGGGAGACAAUGAAGAUUGGAAUGAACUACUGUCUUUUAUGAAGGCGCACAACAUUAGUACAUUUGAGGAGGACUUACGGGUCCUGAUAAAAGGACACAAGGAAAAGGAAUCUCUAGAAAACUUGGAUGAAGAAGCUUCGAUGAUCUUAGAAGACCUUCGGAACCUCGAAAACUUCCAAAGUGGCGUAUCAUCCGGUUCAGGCGAAAAUGUAGAAAUAAACAUACAGGAAACAAGAGAAAAUUUAUCACAAAAUCCAGGUAUUCUUAAUAAGUUACCAAACAAUUCAAAUUCAGUGGCUAUUGCUACAGCCAGUAUACUCGGUCUGGUUGCAAUACUCUUCUUAUUAACUUAUAUAACGUUUAAAUGGAAACAGCAAAGAAAUAAAUUGAGAAAGAAGGAAAGUUUUUGCGAUGGACCGAUUCCUACGCCAGUUUUUGAGAACAGAAAAAGUAAUAGAACUAACUGCAGUAGCCGAAGUAUUAGUCCAAUGAUUUCUAAUACUAAUAUUUAUAUGAGCACUAUAGAUACUAAGAGCGGGAAGGAAUCGCCUGACUAUAUGUGGAACUCCCUGAGAAAACCAUUCCAGUAACGUUUUCUAAUAAGCAUAGACUGAAAUUAGUGAGGGAAGUAGUGUCAACCAAUGUAUGGGACGUGCAAAUUCUGGUAUCGGAUGAAUUCACUUGGCACAGAUGUAGUAUACGUAAAGCUAAGCCAAUCCAGCCCGGUAGCCAUCAGCCACCCCCUGGUGGGUAAGCGGGGGGGCAUCCAAAGUUACACGCCGCAUAUCGGCUUCUAUUUACCUACCACCUCGAGUUUGGUAUUAUUUCCAGAAAAAUCGGGCAUGAGAAAUUAAUUUUUGAGACAUAUAAUGUACAGUUUAACAGAAAAAAGAAAUAUUGACGAACAAAUCAAAAUCGGUUUGCUAUUUUUAGGGUUCCGUACCCAAAGGGUAAAACGGGACCCUAUUACUAA
This is a messenger RNA of Cydia fagiglandana, 3959 nucleotides long. RefSeq names its product probable serine/threonine-protein kinase DDB_G0282963. The coding region runs from base 358 to 3576 and encodes 1072 amino acids. Lineage: Eukaryota; Metazoa; Arthropoda; Insecta; Lepidoptera; Tortricidae. The record is from RefSeq and is a predicted model, not a curated record. The transcript has 5 exons.